This is a messenger RNA of Larimichthys crocea (large yellow croaker), 3643 nucleotides long. Its product is annotated as TRPM8 channel-associated factor homolog. The record is from RefSeq and is a predicted model, not a curated record. Gene Ontology annotation, biological process: positive regulation of protein targeting to membrane. Bases 432 to 3185 code for a protein of 917 amino acids. Lineage: Eukaryota; Metazoa; Chordata; Actinopteri; Sciaenidae. The transcript has 12 exons. Gene Ontology annotation, molecular function: transmembrane transporter binding. Gene Ontology annotation, cellular component: plasma membrane.
CACUUUACACGGACUUAGCCGUGCUCAGUCGCUGUGGUAAUUGCAAGACGUUAAUGACAAUGACCAAAUUAGGAAGUGUGUAUGAGGUAACAAUGUAAGAGCUAAUGCAGGAUAUCCAUGUAGGGUGGUACAAAAGAGUAUAUAAACGCGGUUGGGUGUGGCUAUAACCAGACAAUCUCAAACCUUUAAGAAGACUUACAUCUCUACGAGAAAGGGGGCUAAUAGACUGGAGAAAACAACACUGGAGACGCUGCUCAAACUUUCAGGACAGCCUGGCUGAUAUAUCAUACAUCCAUCCCAUAUCAGUGGUUAACCUUCAUUCGUUUACAUAAUUUGCAUAAUUUGCAGAAUUUGACUCAGACAUAGCUGUCUUUUGCAAUCCACCUUCCUCAUCAUCUGAGCUCUGAUCUUGAGCAUCAGUCUUUCUCACCAUGUCCAACUAUCAGUCCACACAAACCCCUAAUGAAACAGCUUACAAGUCUAUCAUGAGAGGCUUGAGGGAACUAGACUUCCGGGUCUCUGUUCCCUGUAAGCUGGUUCUGACCGGAGACCACGCCUUUCCUUUAGCAGUGAACAGUCAAGGCCAGGUCCUGAUGGCUGCCUCUGUGUAUGGCUCUGGAAGGAUUGUGGUCCUGGGUCAUGAGAGCUACCUGACUGCCUUUCCUGCUCUGGUAGAGAAUGCUCUGACUUGGCUGAGGGGAGAUGGAUCUGAAAACCUGUCUGUGGGGGUCCACAAAAAUGUCAAGGCAAUUACUGACAACCUCAGCAACUCCAUCUUCCAAGCCAAAGUUGUCGAGGCCUACAGUGACAACCUGGGUGUAGGUGUGUAUGUGACUGAUGCCUACAGUGUGGGUGCGAACGUGAAGGACCUGGUGGCAUUCAUGAAAGCUGGAGGAGGAGUGCUGAUAGGGGGUCAGGCGUGGUACUGGGCUCAAAGUCACACUAAGAAGAACGCACUGGUUGAGUUUGUAGGGAAUAAGGUUUCUGGUGUUGCAGGGAUCUACUUCACCAAGCACACUGGUGAGGCAGAGUGUCUGCCUGUCUAUCCACAGAUCCCAUUUUCCUGGAUGGCUGUAGUAAUCGGUAAGGAUUUUGAGGAUGACCUAGAGUUCUUACUUCAGGGGGUGUCAGAGUUUGACCUCCAAGGUGGAUCAAUUGCUUCUGAAGUUCUGGUCCACGGCCCGCUAGCCUUUCCCAUUGGGACCACAGGCGAUGGACGAGCAUUCCUGGCGGGAGCCUACUAUGGGCAGGGACGGGUCAUUGUGGUUACACAUGAAGGAUUUCUAGGACGAGAGACACUGGCUCCAUUGUGGAUCAAUGCCAUUCACUGGUUGGAUGAAGGCCGGCAGGGGGUCGUUGGUGUAGAGCCCGGCUACGUAGUCGACACCCUCAGCAAGUCAGGGUUAAACUGUGAGAAGUCAAACUUCAGGAAAGACCUGAGUGUGUUUGUGUGUACAGCAUACAGAGAUGAUCAUGCACAGGAAAUCCAAGACUUUGUGGCAGAGGGAGGAGGCCUGCUGAUUGGUGGACAUGCCUGGUACUGGGCACAGACACACCAUGGGCAAAAUACAUUAACGGAUUUCUCAGGAAACAAGAUCCUGAACAAAAUGGGCUUGAGUCUGUUGGGGGCAACAAUUGGUGGAGGAUUAUACAAGGCCCCUGUUCCUAGCCAGGUCAUCAAAGACACCUACCACUUCCGCCACCUUCUACAUCGCUUUGCUGGCUAUGUACUCCAGGGGGACGUACUUAGCAAGCAUGAAGAGGAAUGUCUUACAAAGCUGGGCCAGGACUGUGCCAACUACUUGCAUAUGAAUGCUCAUGACUCCUUCUGCUAUGCACAAGUGGUGUCCACUCUCACUGACAUGUUAAAUUCGAGCAUGCCACAGGUGUGUGACAGCUGCCCUGUGAAGAGUCCCAAAGACCACCUGCUCCUCAAUGUGGCGACAGAGGUAUACAAGGUUUCCAAGGAUCCUGAUGCCCUACUGCCCUACAUCAUCAAGAAUAACCCCUUGAUGCCCGUUGUCUACAACCACAGAAUCAAGAUUGAUGUGAACACAGCAGAAGGGGACGAGUGGAUCAGUACAGGUCUCUACCUCUCUCCUGGUAUGAAGACCUACAUGGCCAUACCACCAGAGAUUGUCAACAAGGAUUGGAAGAUCCAGAUUGGUUGUCAUACAGACAGACUCAAUGCUCAAGAGUUGAAGAGAGCACCAUGUGUUUAUGAGCGAUUCCUUAUUGACUCAGAGAUGAUGCAAGUGUGGAACUUGUGGGGGGGACUCAUCUAUCUGAUAGCCCCACCCAAAACACAAGUGGACAGGAUCGAAGUUGCAGUGCAGAUGGCUGUACCAGCACCAUAUUACAAAUCUGGUGUGACAACAGCUGCUGAGUGGUCCAAGCUGCGCAAAGCUCCUGCACCAUGGGCAGAGUUGGAGUUUGACAACAUCAUCCUGACUGUACCAUCCGAUUAUGCUCGGAACCUGGACAAUCCUGAUGAGUUGGCAGCGCACUGGAAUGAGAUCAUGAAGGCCAUUGCUGACCUGGCCGCUAAACCACACGAAUUUCCUCGUAAAGAACGAUUUGUUACGGAUGUGCAGAUUUCCGCUGGUUGGAUGCAUGCAGGUUAUCCUGUCAUGGCACACAAUCACUCAGCACCUGAGCUGGUCGACGUUACCAAUGCUUGGAGCAACGGUAUUUGGGGCCCCAUCCAUGAGCUGGGACACAACCAGCAGAGAAGCUGCUGGGAGUUGCCACCCAACACCACAGAGGCUACAUGCAACCUGUGGUCAGUGUAUGUGCAUGAAGAGGUGCUCGGGAUCAACAGGGAAAAGGCUCAUCCAUGUUUGACUGUAGAAAAUAGAAACAGUCGAAUAAAGGAGUAUGUUGAGGGAGGCAAGAAAAUCAACAGCUGGUCAGUGUGGCUGGCUCUGGAGACAUAUUUGCAGCUCCAGGAGAAGUUUGGCUGGGAUGGUCUGAAGAAGGUGUUUGCUGCCUACCACCAGAUGAGCAACUUUCCAAAAAACAAUGAAGGAAAGAUGAACCUGUAUGCUGAGACUUUCUCCAAGACUGUGGAGUUGAACCUGACUGGAUUCUUCAAGGCCUGGGGUUGGCCUAUCGAAAAAGCUACUGAAGAGAAACUCUCCAACCUGCCUCUGUGGAGUGACCAUCCCAUGGCCCAGUAUGCCUGAACUUCAAACUGCUGCAGAUUAAAAGUGUAGUGGGAUGGGUUUAUUGAGGUUUAUUGAAUAGUAUUGACUAUUCAGUGGGAAAUUAAAUGACUUUGUUUGCUCUUUUUUUCCAUGUAAGCACAAUAUUCAGGAAUUAGUAAGAAAACAGUUACUACUUUGUUUCAAAUUUGAGGAUGACUUAGAAAAACAGCUGACUUUUGUUUUUGAAAAUGCAGCAUCAAUAUCUCUGCUGCUUGCUUCAAUCUAGUUACAUUACUCCUCUUAGAUAAGUGUGAAGAUUUAUUGUAGGAAUUGGAAAGAUUCAUCUUUUAUUAUUUUCCUAACUGCCUCACCUUAAUGCUAUAAUUAACAGUCUAUAAUUAUAUAUGAUGAACAUAUGUCUAAUGUGUAAAUUCGCUAUAGUGAUAUUUGCUUUAACUGUCAAUGUCUAAGACCCAAAUAAACAAGUGCAAAUACAA